UGAUUGAUUGGUGUUCUCUAAAAUUUUAAACAUACUCAGCUUUCACUUGCGCGAGAGCAAAGAUCACUAAUUUUAAAAUGAAGUUUUAUUUGAUUUUAGCUCUUUCCACAUUCAUAGUUGUGAAUGGUCAGGUGUUGGAACCUUUUCGUUUAUCAAACUACUACACAAAUGGAAUGGUCCUUCAAAGGGAACCAAAAAGUGCCGUGAUUUGGGGAUAUGGAGAGCCAGGGGCUGAAGCUGUAGUUUCGUACGAAAGCAAUCGACUCUCAACAAUUAUUGACGGCAAUGGGAAAUGGAACAUAACUUUGCUACCCCAUGCAGCGAGUGGGUCCAUUGACUUUGCAGUACAGCAGAUUGGUACUUUCGGAUUGGUUACAAUUCCAUUCAAAGCAAUGUUCGGUGACGUUUGGGUAUGCAGUGGUCAGAGCAACAUGGCCAUGCCUCUCAGAUUCAUUUUUAACGGAUCGGAGGAAGCGAAUAGAACUAUUUCCGAUUAUCAGCACUUUCAGCUGAGAAAAGUGACAGACAAUUACACUCUUGACGAAGGGGAAUUUGAAGAGACCUCUUUCAAUUAUGACUGGACUUCUCCUAAUUCAGACGUGACUCCAAAUUUCUCUGCUCUCUGCGUUCUCUUUGUUCAACGCCUCUCAGAUGCGUUGAAUGCGUCCAUUCCAUUUGGUCUGAUUGACACUACCUGGCCAGGGACAAGGAUUGAGGCCUGGUCAUCACCUAGGGUCAUCGAAACUUGCAAUGCGCCGAGUGAUAAUGCGACGAACCAAAAUGCUAAUUCAGCAUUGUGGAAGGCAAUGGUCGCCCCUUUAACAAAAACUUCAGUUAGGGGUGUUUUAUGGUACCAAGGGGAAAACAAUAUAGAUUACAAUGAAGACUACUACGCGUGCCAUAUCCUUGAACUGAUUAAUGACUGGAAGAGAUCUUUCUUCCAAGGUGACGUAGCGGCUGAAAAUGGUGUUGCUUUUCCUUUUGGAGUUGUUCAAAAUGGCCCGCUUUUCAUAAAUCACAACUACAAAUGGGGAGACAGCCGUUGGCACCAAACUCUUGACGUCGGAAUUUUGCCCAACGCCUUGGCUCCAGAAGCUUUCACGGGAGCGGUUUAUGAUCUGACCGAUCACUUCUCACCUACCGGAAGCAUUCAUCCUCGAGACAAGCAAACUGUUGCAGACCGAUUGGCAAACGCAGCGAAGAAACUUUUGUACAACCAAAACUUUAGUUUAUACGGACCAGUUCCAACAAACUUGGUUGGAGACGCUUCUGGCACGUGGACUAUUGAGUAUGACAGGAAUAUUAAAUUAGUUGGCACGUUGGGAUUCGCAUUUCAACUUCCCGACGGGAGUUACGAGCUCACUGACGUGAUCUCUACUACAUCUAAUUCGGUUACCGUCACCGUGAGUACAAAUGCGACACAGCUGGUUUAUGCCUACAGCUCGUACGUCUGCGAGUACAAAGAUUGCGCUGUUUACAGCGACGACGCUGAAAAUUUGCCAGCGCAAGUGUGGAAGUGGCAACUUUCUUAAUUCAGUACGAAAUAAAUAAUUCCGUUUCAAUUC
Neocloeon triangulifer is the source of this 1565-nucleotide messenger RNA. RefSeq names its product sialate O-acetylesterase-like. The coding region runs from base 78 to 1532 and encodes 484 amino acids. The transcript has 12 exons. The record is from RefSeq and is a predicted model, not a curated record. Gene Ontology annotation, molecular function: sialate O-acetylesterase activity. Gene Ontology annotation, biological process: carbohydrate metabolic process. NCBI's taxonomy places the organism in Eukaryota, Metazoa, Arthropoda, Insecta, Ephemeroptera, Baetidae.